Molecule: messenger RNA, 381 nt
Organism: Cucurbita pepo subsp. pepo (vegetable marrow)
Lineage: Eukaryota; Viridiplantae; Streptophyta; Magnoliopsida; Cucurbitales; Cucurbitaceae
Product: zinc finger protein 10-like
Source: RefSeq, a predicted model, not a curated record
AUGGCAGAAACUCAUCAUCUAUGGAGACAAAUCCUCAACUACUCCAACACCUUCAAACCGUCGCCAUCCUGGGAGGAGAAGGCCUUCGCCGAGGACACCGCCGCCGCCGUCUGGCCGCCGAGGUCCUACUCCUGCAACUUCUGUAUGAGACAAUUCCGGUCAGCUCAGGCCCUCGGUGGCCACAUGAACGUGCAUCGAAGAGACCGUGCUCGUCUCCAAAACAAUCCCAACCGUUCAUUUCUCAUCAAACCAACUCCCACCCUCGAUCUUCAAACUCACCCUUUUUGUCCCAAAAACAACAGAUCAGAUUCUGGGUCGUGUCUCAAACGAGCCAAAGUUUGUGUCUCUGAAGAGCAGCUUGACCUUGAGCUCAAGCUAUAG